Molecule: messenger RNA, 2228 nt
Organism: Lipotes vexillifer (Yangtze River dolphin)
Lineage: Eukaryota; Metazoa; Chordata; Mammalia; Artiodactyla; Lipotidae
Gene: ZNF770
Product: zinc finger protein 770
Exons: 2
Biological process (GO): regulation of transcription by RNA polymerase II
Cellular component (GO): nucleus
Molecular function (GO): RNA polymerase II cis-regulatory region sequence-specific DNA binding; DNA-binding transcription activator activity, RNA polymerase II-specific
Source: RefSeq, a predicted model, not a curated record
GCGGCUCCUGGGCCUUGAGAUGCGCGGCUCGCGGGCCCGUGCCAGCUCCAGACAUCUGUGGAGUGUAAGAACACUAUGGAGCUCAUCAGAGUAUAUCACUGAAGAAUAUGAUGGCUGAAAACAAUUUUAAAAUGCUAAAGAUUCAACAGUGUGUAGUCGCCAACAAACUACCUAGAAACAGGCCAUAUAUUUGCAAUAUUUGCUUCAAGCAUUUUGAAACACCCUCAAAAUUAGCUAGGCAUUAUCUCAUUCAUACUGGUCAAAAGCCAUUUGAAUGUGAUGUGUGUCACAAAACAUUUAGACAACUAGUUCAUCUGGAAAGACAUCAACUAACUCAUAAUCUGCCUUUUAAAUGUAGUAUUUGUCCACGCCACUUUAAGAAUCUGAAGACAUUCGUGAAGCACCAACAGCUUCACAAUGAAACUUACCAGAAUGAUGUUAAACAGGUCAGAAGACUGCUGGAGGCCAAGCAAGAAAAGCCAGUGUAUGGAAUGUAUCAUGCUCUUACCACAGAGGAGAGAUGGGCAUUAUACCCGUGCUCCAAGUCUGAUCCUACACACAGCCCUACAAAGAAAAAAAAGAAUAUUCACGCGUGUACAAUCUGUGGCAAGCUGUUCCCGUCACAGUCAAAACUUGAUAGGCAUGCACUUAUUCAUACUGGUCAGAGGCCUUUUAAAUGUGUCCUGUGCAGUAAAUCUUUUCGACAGUCAACUCACUUAAAAAUCCACCAACUCACACAUUCAGAGGAAAGACCUUUUCAAUGUUGUUUUUGUCAAAAAGGAUUUAAGAUUCAAAGCAAACUGCUGAAGCAUAAACAAAUCCAUGCCAGGAAUAAGACUUUUCAGACUCUUUCAUUAAAGGUGAAGAGUCCAGAAUCAGGCCCCCUGCCUAAUAAAUUAAAUGCAAAGCAGGAUAGUUUUGAAAAUGGUGAUAUACAUGAAUCUGAGGAGAAUAAUCAACUUGAUGUCCACUCUAUUUAUAUUGUCCCUUUUCAAUGUCCAGAGUGUGAAGAAUGUUUUGAAUCGGAGCAGAUUCUCAAUGGACACAAGUGUUUUCCUGCCAGAAGUGGCAAAGUUCCAAGCCGGCUCAAAAGAAGCUACAACUAUAAAACCAUUGUUAAAAAAAUCUUGGCUAAGCUUAAACGAGCUGGGGGUAAAAAAUUAGAUAAUUUUCGAUCUGAGAAAAAAGUAUUUAAAAACAGUUUCUUGAAAAAUUGUGAACUUAUUUCUGGUGAGCAGAGCCCUGAACAAACCCAGAGAACAUUUAUGGGUUCUCUUGGCAAGCAUGGAACAUAUAAGACAGUUGGCAAUAAAAAGAAGAAAACGUUGACUUUGCCAUUUUCUUGGCAAAAGCACUUCCAGAGUCAAAAUAUGGGAAAAAACGUAAAAGGUAUUCUUACACCAGAGAACAUGUUAACUAUGGAUAAUUCUGUGAAUAAUAAAGAUGUAUCUAUCUAUGGUUCAUCAGGUGAGGAAUUCUUUGAAAACUGUGAAGUGCUUCAGUGUGGUUUUUCAGUUACAAAUGAAAACAUCUAUACUGGACAUAAGAUGUGUCCUUGUGACAAAUGUGAGAAAGUGUUUCCUUCCGUAUCUAAACUACAAAGACACUAUUUAAUUCAUACUGGACAGAGGCCUUUUGGCUGUAAUGUUUGUGGGAAAUCUUUUAGACAGUCAGCUCACCUGAAAAGACAUAAAUUAACUCAUAUUGAUAAGAUUCCAUAUAGAAAAUCUCUUUGCCAAGUAGAAUUGGAAAAUUUGAACAAACUUUUCAUUCAUCAAGGUGAUAAUGUUAACUAUAGUGCUUCCCAGCAAUGUCAGACUCUUGGUUUUCAAAAAUACGAGGUCUCAGAGUCAGAUCAAACAUCAGAAAUAAAAGUUAAGGCAGAAUCAGAGGAUUUCAUUCUUGGUACCCGCUAUAGGAACAGGCAGCCCUGUCUCUCUACUGCACUUCUGGAAUCAGAGCAGAGCCAUCAUAGUCAUUGUUGUAGUUAUUCAGGGCGUACUGAGAGGAAUGAUGGCCUUCUUUACCAAUGCAGUGUUUGUUCUAAAAGUUUUAGAUCCCCAUCUAAACUGGAAAGACAUUAUCUAAUUCAUGCAGGGCAGAAGCCAUUCGAAUGCUCAGUUUGUGGCAAAACAUUCAGACAGGCUCCUCACUGGAAGAGACAUCAACUUACUCACUUUAAGGAAUGACCACAAGAGAAAAUGGUUGUCUUAAAUUCAGUUAUGUAA